This is a messenger RNA of Symbiodinium natans, 1386 nucleotides long. The record is from the annotation of a GenBank genome assembly. Lineage: Eukaryota; Dinophyceae; Suessiales; Symbiodiniaceae.
AUGUCUCCUUCCCAGUGGCUGCGCGAUAGCAUCUCUUCAAUAGACAGCUUCUGCUGGCGCCAGAGCCAUUUUGCCGCUCCCGUGCAGUAUUCUAUCCCCACAAGCAAGUGGAACCGGUACGAGCCGCUGCGGAGGAAGUGGAAACUCGAGGAGAAAAGAGACUUUGCUCGCUUAAUUCCAGGCGACGCACGCACCUACAACUAUUCAGAAGAAAAGCCCUACCUGGAGAUGUACGCAUCGUCUCUCUACUGCAUCACCAAGAAAAAGGGUGGAUGGGACUGCUUGCGGCACUAUGAGAUUUUGCUGGCGGGCUGCGUCCCAUACUUCUUCGAUAUUGGCAACAUGCCCCGCCACAGCAUGGUGCAUUUUCCUCAUCACCUUAUUCGGUUGCUCAUGCAACUUCCCGGGGUGCCCAGCGAGGAUGUCCUGGCUGCCAGGUUAAGCAGGAAUGCAAACGUUGCGAUUGAUCGGGCAGUGUUUCCACACGGUGAGUACGCGAGCUUGCGGGCGGACAUGCUGUCGUUCGUGGAAAGUCAUCUGCUUUGUUCACACAGAGCUUCGGAUCUUUAUGGUUUGAAACCACGGGUAUUCGUACACUCGCAAGCAACCAUUGAGAAGCCAGUAGACUACUUGAGGGACCUGCUCUUGGUUGGUUUCUUGGAACUCGGGCAUUCCGUGUAUACCACUUUCAACGCAAGCUACAUCUUCGAGGAUUUCGACGUGUCCAGUCUUGAUGCCCCCUGGGGCGUGUCGUACGGCCGAGGGUUUCUGUAUGAGCAAGCUGUGCCCUCGACAUACAGGCACCUCUAUACUUUCUGGGCGCGCGGAGAUCCUCCUCCAAAGGAACCUUUCUCAUAUAUCAAGACUACUUACAACAAUAAACCUUACCCGAUUGAGACCUUUUUCGACAAGCCCGUCGACACCAUUGUAGAUGGUAAUGAUAUUUGGGGAGCGCACCCUGAGCCUGUCGAUGCAGCAGCUUGGUACCGGCGCGAACUCUCUGACUGCCACCGAUUGAGCAAGCCAGCACAGGUAGUGCUUGGCAUCUUGAACUCAGGUGUCCUGUGGAACUGUGAAGCAGCUCCGGGAAGCCACUUGUGUCCCAGCCUGCAUGAUGCUGCUCGCAUCUGGAAGUAUGGCUUGCAGAUGACCGAAGAGUUGGGAAUGCAGACGCAAGGUUGGAGGAGUCCAAGUGGCACAGAACUCCUGCUUGACAUUGAAGAUUACCUCCGCACACCUCACUAUUUCCCCGAUUUUGUGGAGAAGUUUUUGAUUCUGGCCACGAACUCACGGCAGCUGAUGGAAUGGUACCGCCAAGUGGCCGAACAAACCAGCGAUGCUCCCGGCACGAAGGGUCCCGCGGAGGUCCCAAUCACUCGCGGGUGA